AUGUCUUUUUCGAGCUCCUCAUCCGACGGUGUUCUUGACGAUAUGGUUAUCGCCAUAACGCAGGAGGCGAUUAAUUAUUUGCGAGAAGAAGCCGAAUCCUCUGCAUCGCGUACCAAACAACCGCCUCUUGAACGGAAUCGGUUAGUUGCUCAUGAACGUCUAAUGCAAGAUUAUUUUUGUGAAACUCCUUUGUACGAUGAUGUUCAGUUUAAGCAUAGGUUUCGUAUGAGCCGACGACUAUUCGUUAAAAUUUCCAAUGAUCUUGCGGGCGAAUCCCCUUUUUUCACGCAAAGGGCAAGUGCAAGUCGCAAAGUUGGUUUCUCUGGACUACAAAAGUGUACCGCAGCAAUUAGGCAAUUAGCGUAG
Helianthus annuus (common sunflower) is the source of this 366-nucleotide messenger RNA. RefSeq lists its product as uncharacterized. The coding region runs from base 1 to 366 and encodes 121 amino acids. The record is from RefSeq and is a predicted model, not a curated record. The transcript has a single exon. Lineage: Eukaryota; Viridiplantae; Streptophyta; Magnoliopsida; Asterales; Asteraceae.